AUGAAAGCUGCAGACGGAUCUAGGAAACCAUUAUGGUUGAAUCAACGAACAAUGACAUCUCAUUUCUUCUUCGGUCCAUAUGUUCUAUUCCCUAUUUUGGCAGCAUUCACUUGGUUAGCUGGUAUCCUAGCUUUAUUGAUUCUAUGGGUCAGAGCUGGAAAACCAAGAUACAUGUCAGACGAAGCGAGUGUAGUCUUCAUUUCAGAUGUAGGCGCAAACCAUCAAACUUUAUUCAUCUUCAUUUGUGCUUUUGUCGCAGGAUUCUACAUCCUCUCAUUAUUCGCUGAAAGAUGGUUGAGACACGUCGAUCGAUUGCCUACCGAUCUCAGAAAGAGAGAAAAGGUGUAUGACUGGUUAGCCAUCGUUUUCUGUAUUAUUGGAUCGGCCGGUUUAGUCCUCUUGUCUUGUUUCAACGCAUUCGAUCAUUCAACCAUUCACUGGACAAUGACACUUGUCUUCAUUGUUGGUGUUGCUCUAUCUGCCAUCUUCCAAUCUGCUGAAAUUUGGUCAUUACAUAAAGAUCAUCCUGACCGAAAAUCAUUGAAACGAAACUCGAUUCUCAAGCUCAUCGUAGUCUUCGUCGCUAUAGCUUGUGCUGUCGCUUUCGGCGCUACCUAUGGAGUCUGCGGUGGUAACUCCACUGCAUACAACGGACAUUCAGCCGAAACAUGUAACAAAAUCACAUCAGCGGCAGCAUCAUUAGAAUGGGCAGUGGCUUUCAUAUUAGUAUUUUAUUUCUUGACUAUAGCGGCGGAUUUAUGGCCAGCGGGGAAAUCAUCUCCUAGAUAUAUGAGAAGAUUAGCUAAAUGGCAAGAAAGACACGAUUCAGUCAAUAAUCUAGAACACGACUUCACUGGAAGAAGAGCCUUCAACGAAUAUCCAGAAAGAUGGGAAGAUAGAGAAGAAAUAAUGAGAAAUCAAAUGUUAAAUAGAAAUCAAGGAAGAGAGAACACUCCCGCUGCUUUACCUGCUCAUGUAGGAAAUGGUGGUUAUCUUCAAUCUUCGAAUAACGGAUACGACAACACAAGAACUGCACCAGGCUCCAUAGCAGGUACAGAAAUGGAUAACAGAUAUAGUAUGGGAAGUCAAGCUCCCAUGAUGAGACAAGUCUAA
Molecule: messenger RNA, 1113 nt
Organism: Kwoniella shivajii
Lineage: Eukaryota; Fungi; Basidiomycota; Tremellomycetes; Tremellales; Cryptococcaceae
Exons: 6
Coding region: 1-1113 (370 amino acids)
Cellular component (GO): plasma membrane
Source: RefSeq, a predicted model, not a curated record